GCCAAGUUGCUUCUCGCCCCCUCGCAGCCUUCGAACUCGCGGCCGCUGGGGGAGACCCGUCGCUGCCAUGGGCGCGCGCUGUGCCGUGGCGAUGGCCAGCGUGGCCAGCGUGGCCAGCGUGGCCAGCGUGGCCUGCGGCGCGGAGGAGACGUCUGCCUACCUCUACAGCCAGGUCUAUGCUGCGAAGCGAAGUGACUACUACCUCCGUCGAGGCCACGCCUUCGACUGGGAUGAGCACGAGUGCCACGCCUUCUUGGACGCCGCGGUGGAGAUCAGUUCCAGCAAUGCUUCUGUCCUGGAACGAGCGGAGGCCCGUGGAUGCAACUUUCAGGCCAGUGCCUCGAGCAGCUCUGUUCCCACCGAGUUGCAGAUCGGCCCCGUGCGCCGCUGGCGCUCCGCGCGCUCCGCAGCGCCCAGCUCCGUUGGGCAAAGCAGGGAUCUCUUCGCAACUCCCUUGGGCUUUCUGCACGUGUCGGAGUUGGGGCUUCGUGAUUGGCAGAAGACCUUAGAGAUCUUCGGAACCGCUGCCAUCGCCCAGUUCCAGAAGGUGCAGAAGGCCGAAAGACGUCGAAGCUUUGUGGACCUGAACAAUCAUUUCUUUCAAAGCCAGGACACGAAUCCACGCAGCGCGAUGGCGGAGCCGCACUCCUGGCGAGAGCUUUAUUCGAGUAAGGAGUAUCGAGAAUGGGCCAAAGUCAGCCAACAGAUUUGCAGCUCCUUCAUCAACAAGCUGGGCAUCCCUCUUGCAGAGGAGGAGGCGAAGAACUUGGAACUGGUCACAUGGGCAGCGGUCUAUCCCAAGAGCCAUGAGCCAGUGACGCACUAUUACCAUGCGCACCAGGAGUCCAUUGUGAGCUUUGUUCUCUACGUGAAGAUGCCGGAGCCGGUGACGCCCUUGACGAUCUCCGACCCGCGGGGCGCGCCGCCGGUGGAAGACUUCGAGUGGUUCCAGGAUUUAGGUGAUAUGGGUGUGGAUGGAGACCCUCCAUUCCAUCGACCGGUGGAGUUCUAUCCUGAGGAGGGGGACAUUCUCAUUUUCCCAUCCUUCGCGAUCCACAAGGUUCCGCCACACUUGGGAGAAGACACGCGGGUGGUCUUCCCGAGCAACUGCCACUUGCCCAAGAAGCCCAAGGUUCUGGACAAGACCUUCCAUGGCAUGGAGAACCCACUGGAUGGAUGGGAGCGCAUCGCCCGGUGGCAGGCUCCAUACUUGAGCCGCCCAUGGGCAGUGAGCAGAUACCGACAUCAUGCGAACCUCGCCUUGGCAGCGGCCGAGCGCCUGGAGGACCCCUACAUGAAGAUUUGGGAGGUGCAAAAUCAGGUCCUGGCCAUGCUGCAGUUCGGCCUGCACGAUCCUCGAGCCUGGCUACAAGCAGGGAAUCUUUCAGCGAAGGCGGCAGUGAUUCUGGACUCCCGAGGCGAAGGAGAGUACUACUUAGAUGCUUCGCUGAUGUUUGCUCGAGCACUUGACCUUGAUCCUUCCAUCAAGCAGGAGGUGGAUUCCUGUUUGGAUGCGAUGAUCCCGAGAAAGGUGAAGAAGAAGCAAAAGGAGGCCUAUGGCUCGCUGGCGAAGUGGAGGAAGCUUAUCAAGUCUUGGCGAACUGAGCCCCCUCGAGCAGAGGUGACGCAAUUCCUCCACCCAGAGGUCAAUGGCCCUGGGCGAUGCUCGCGCAUGUGCCCAGCCAGUCAGAUGCCCACCUUCAGGACGCUUCGAAUUCGUUCGGUCUUCAGCAGCCGGAUCUACAUUCUCAAAGGAAGGGAGCUCACGGUCGCUGUGAAGGCAGCGGAAGAGCUUCUGGAGGCUGAGCUGGGCUUUCCCGUGCAGGUUGAAGCCUCUGAAGAGUUGGAGGACGCCGGAUGGAUCGAACGCCACACGUCGGUCAACGCGAGGGUCGUUCUUUGCGCCUCAACGCCUGUGCUGCUGGCUGACCCUCGAGGUCGCUGGCCCCGGCACUGGCCUGGCAGUGUGCAGGACACGGGGGAGGAACCCAAGGAACCCAAGGCGCUGGCCGAGAGUCCAAGGCGUCAAGGACGAUGAACACCAGUUUGUGGUGAGGGACGGUGAUGGAGGAGAAGAUAGGAAUAAUUAGUAUAUAUCAGUAUUGAAUAAUUAGGAAUGGCAUUGGAAAUGAUCCUUUGACAUGUCGUUGAACCUUUGAAUAAGUUUGUUGUGGUGGUGGUUGGGACUUCCUCAACCCAGAUGAUCACCAUUUUCUAUCCACUCAGACGAGAUCUCCGAUGGUGUCAACUUGUGGGCUGGAACUGACGGAGCCUGACCAUGACCUGGCAAGGACGUGAAGUCCCAAGAUCAACCCGUAGCCUUCCGGUCGAGCCUUCCGUCACAAAUCCUUUGACUUGGCAUUGUAAUCGAAAAAAGAAAAGCUGAGUAACACCAGGGUUCUUAGAUGUUCUUAGGUAAAACACACGUUAAACUCCAUGGUGGGCUGACCUCUCCAGCAGCCCUAGACCUACCCGCGCCGGGACGAUGACGGCGCAAGGCACCGUUCCAUUGGCAUUUGGAGGUCCCUUGUGACGAAGGGCAGCUGCUGUUGCUGCCAGCCUGGCUGCCAUUGAAUGCCACAGGCGCUGCUGGGCGCUAUGCUUUGACGGCGACCACCACCACCGGUCGGCCUUUGGGCUGCCAUUGGCCACGACCCUCCCUGGAAGCCGAGGGCGGACCACCCCACGCGCCGAAUGCGGAGCUGUGAAAA
Messenger RNA from Durusdinium trenchii, 2711 nucleotides. The record is from the annotation of a GenBank genome assembly. NCBI's taxonomy places the organism in Eukaryota, Dinophyceae, Suessiales, Symbiodiniaceae.